AUGGCGCCCAAGAAAGCUGCAGCGCAGCUGCCGCGGUCCGACGGCGGCAACGACAAGGCGAAGCAGAAGGUGAAGGAGAAGAGCGUGGAGGACAAGACGUUUGGGCUGAAGAACAAGGGGAAGAGCGCCAAGGUGCAGAAGUAUGUGCAGCAGCUGCAGAAGAGCGCGCAGCCGCAGAAGAACCCGCGGCUGGAGGAGCCGUCGCGCAAGGACAAGAAGCGCGCAGAGGAGGAGCGGCAGAAGGAGCUGAACGAGCUGUUUGCCAUGGCCAUCAAGCAGCCCAAGGUGCCCCCAGGCGUGGACCCCAAGAGCAUCCUGUGCGAGUUCCACCGCCACGGCCAGUGCACCAAGGGCUUCAAGUGCAAGUUCUCUCACGAUCUCGCCAUCGAGCGCAAGACGCAGAAGGCAGACCUGUUCUCGGACAGGCGUGAUGGCGAGGGGGAGGAGGGGGAGGAGGGCAUGGCUGAGUGGGACCAGGAGACGCUGGAGAAGGCCAUUGCACAGAAGCACAGCCUGGAGAACAAGAACCGCGCCACCGCCAUCAUCUGCAAGUUCUUCUUGGACGCGGUGGAGAAGAAGCAGUACGGCUGGUUCUGGCAGUGCCCCAACGGCAAGGACUGCAAGUACCGCCACGCUCUGCCGCCCGGGUAUGUGCUGAAGAGCCAGAUGAAGGAGCUGCUGGAGCUGGAGGCGGCCAACAAGGUGUCUGUGGAGGAGGCAAUUGAGGAGGAGCGGGCCAAGGUGGACGCCAAGACGCCCGUCACCGUAGAGACCUUUGCCACCUGGGUGAAGGAGAAGGAGGCGGCGAAGCGCGCCAAGGCGGCCGAGGCGGAGGCGGAGCGCAAGAAGAAGGGCGGGCUGUCGGGUCGCGAGAUCUUCCUGGAGGAGGGCUUUGUGGCGCAGGACGACCUGGGGGCCUCGGACGCCAUCGAGCGGGAGGGCGACGAGGAGGCAGCCAUCAAGCGCAUGCAGCAGCAGGCGGAAGAGGCGAUGCAGCAAGCGCGAGUAGCGAGUGCCGCAGAGGCCGCGGCCCCGGCAGCAGCGGCAGGCGGCGGCGCCCCGGCGGCAGACGCGCAGCAAGCCGGCAGCAGCGGCGGCGGCGACGUGGCCGCCAAGCUGCACCUGUCGGCGCAGGAAGCGGACGAGCUGUUUGGGGAUGAGGACGAGGAUGACGACGAAGAUCUGCUGGAUGAGCUGGAGGAGGACCUGAAGAGCAAGGCGGCGCUCUGA
Messenger RNA from Chlorella variabilis, 1230 nucleotides. RefSeq lists its product as hypothetical. The transcript has 14 exons. The coding region runs from base 1 to 1230 and encodes 409 amino acids. The record is from RefSeq and is a predicted model, not a curated record. Lineage: Eukaryota; Viridiplantae; Chlorophyta; Trebouxiophyceae; Chlorellales; Chlorellaceae. Gene Ontology annotation, biological process: cytoplasmic translation. Gene Ontology annotation, cellular component: cytosol. Gene Ontology annotation, molecular function: metal ion binding; mRNA binding.